Molecule: messenger RNA, 3027 nt
Organism: Paralichthys olivaceus (Japanese flounder)
Lineage: Eukaryota; Metazoa; Chordata; Actinopteri; Pleuronectiformes; Paralichthyidae
Product: guanine nucleotide-binding protein subunit alpha-13-like
Biological process (GO): Rho protein signal transduction; adenylate cyclase-activating G protein-coupled receptor signaling pathway
Cellular component (GO): brush border membrane; heterotrimeric G-protein complex
Molecular function (GO): G-protein beta/gamma-subunit complex binding; D5 dopamine receptor binding; GTPase activity
Source: RefSeq, a predicted model, not a curated record
AUGGCGGAUUUCCUGCCGUCCAGGUCCGUGCUCAAAGUUUGUCUGCCCGUCUGCCUGCUCAACAGCGGCGAGGUGGAGCAGCUCCGCCGGUCCAAGGAGAUCGACCGGUGCCUGUCCCGGGAGAAGCCGUACGUGAAGCGGCUGGUGAAGAUCCUGCUGCUCGGCGCGGGCGAGAGCGGCAAGUCGACUUUCCUCAAACAAAUGCGGAUCAUCCACGGGCAGGACUUCGACCAGGGAGCCCGGGAGGACUUCCGAGCCACCAUCUACAGCAACGUUAUCAAAGGGGUUCGUGUGUUGGUGGACGCACGGGAGAAGCUGCACAUCCCGUGGGGCGACCCCAACAACCAGCAGUAUGGGGACAGCCUGAUGGCGUUCGACACCCGCUCGGCGAUGAUGGCCAGCGGGCAGCUCGAGACGUCCAUCUUCCUGCGGUAUCUGCCCGCCAUCAGGGCUCUGUGGGCAGACUCGGGGAUACAGAACGCCUACGAUCGCCGCAGGGAGUUUCAGCUGGGUGAGUCUGUGAAGUAUUUCUUGGAUAAUCUGGAUAAACUGGGCGAGCUGGAUUAUCUCCCCAGUCAACAGGACAUCCUGCUGGCCCGUAAACCCACCAAAGGCAUCCACGAGUAUGACUUCGAAAUCAAGAACGUUCCCUUCAAGAUGGUGGACGUGGGCGGGCAGCGCUCCGAGCGACGGCGCUGGUUCGAGUGUUUCGACUCGGUCACCUCCAUCCUCUUCCUCGUCUCCUCCUCAGAAUACGAUCAGGUGCUGAUGGAGGACAGGCAAACUAAUCGGCUGCGUGAAUCCCUCGACAUCUUCGAGACCAUUGUCAACAACCGCGUCUUCAGCAACGUCUCCAUCAUCCUCUUCCUCAACAAGACAGACCUGCUGGAGGAGAAGGUGAAGAACGUUCCGCUCAAGGACUACUUUUCCGACUACACCGGGCCGGAGCACAGCCUGCCGGACAUCCAGGCGUUCAUGGUUGAUUGCUUCCGGACCAAGAGGCGCGACGCCACCCAGAAGCCCCUGUACCACCACUUCACCACAGCCAUCAACACGGAGAACAUCAGGCUGGUGUUCCGGGAUGUCAAGGACACCAUCCUCCACGACAACCUCAAACAGCUCAUGCUCCAAUGACCAUGGUCGACCUGUGAACGUAGAGGACCUGAACGAGGACACGACCUCCCCCUCGUUCCUAAAGAGGACGUGAGAGAGACCACAGCCUCAGAAGAAUUCAGUAGACGUCAGCGUUGUUCUUCAGCCGUUUUUAUAUUAGUUUUUACACUCCUCAUUUGAAGAGUUGGCCUUCUUCAGGGUUUGGUAGGGGAACGAGUCAGCAGGGCGGACGGUCUGUGGUUUCAAAAGAAAGGAGUAAAAAAGACGAGCAGGCAGUUUGGAUGUUUGGUGAUGUAUGAUCUCUGCUGCUUUCGUUUUGAGACCAUCUCCUCCGGCCUUAGCUCGGCCUCACAGCACAAGACACAACACCCCAGUGCAAAGACUCCCAGCUCCAGUGCCUGGCUGUGGAAACCAGCGAAACAAUUAACAAACAAGGGGCACGUGGUUCCCUCACCAGAUAAACCACACAGGAAAUUACCACGGUGAAAUACGUACUUUGAUACAACAUGCAAGAGAAGAGUUAGACGGUCCAAAUGUACCAAUAUUAUCUGUGCCAGAGUUGAUUUGCCAGUCUUUGUCCAAGCACUGAAUUCAUCUAGUCUGAAAUCACUCCCUUUGUUUCAGUUGUACUAUCCAGUGCUGCUUUGUGAACAUUGUUUCUCAGCCCCUGCUGUCUAUACGGGGUUUCUGAUGAUCUGGAGACUGAACAAUUGUCCUUUUUUUUUUUUUUUUCUCAUCAUAAGGCAGCACCACUCCUUUCUCUUCCCAUCCCACUUAUGUUUUCUUGUUUGAACGUCAGCAGAUUGACGGUGCUGGCAUGCUGCAAGUGUCCCCAGAACGAGGACCAGCUCGUUGAUGGUGAAAGAGUCGAGAACUGUUAAAGGAUUUUAAGGAAACUGGCUCCUGGAAAACUGCUAGAAAAGUGUAAGACAAUAACUUUCCACUUAGCGUCUCAUAAGCAAAUAAAUUGAAUCCUGCAUUUGUGCCUCUUUGUUAAACAGAACAUGGAGUCCAUGUUGUUGAUGAGUUAAUGCUGACGUCGUUGUUGGUGACCUAACUGAAUCGUUUAAUCUCAAUCUGGCAUAGUGGUCAGACUCGGGUAGACCACAGUCAGCUGGGUAGUGUUUGGUACUGUCCCCGAUCCUCGGCCCCCCCUUCAUUCCUUCCUCUGUCUCUGUCUUCAUCUCUGAUUAGAUGCCACGUAAAGGGACGGACCUCCCCUGUUUGCCUGAUGAAUGUGUGUUAAUAGAUGUACAGAGAUUUGCUCUAGAUGGUCUGAAUAUACUGUAACCAACGUUGCCUGUGGUGAGCUGUAACCAGUCGUGAGAAUUUCUCUGUCGGCACUGAGUUGUGACUCCAGAUCUCUGUGUUUGUUUUUUACAUGCGAUCUUGUGCUGUUUAGGAUUUCCCUUUUUUUUUUUUUUAAAUUACAUUUGUAGAAGAGAAUACAGACACAAAAAAAGCCACUGGAGCUGAAUAGUUUUGUCAGCGGCUGUUUUCUGUCGGGGGCCAAUCUUUGUUGUAGGACAACUUCCAGGCACUGUUCAAAUCUCUGUUUCUCUGCCAGAUCACCCCAUGCCUUCUUGACUGCUCACAUCCACAGACUGUAGUUUUUCUCUCCUCCUGUGAGCUUCAGUUUCGCUUCCAGUCCUGGCUUUGUACAUACUGUAAUCUGUUGCCAUGUAAAUAAUAUUCAGGUUUAUCUCCUUUAUAUGUAAAUGGUUGUAGAAAUGGCAUCUUUGUUUUUUUCUUCUCCAUUCUGAAUGUGUUUCAAAUCACUGCUUUUCCAAUGAAGAUGACUUUUCCAUGUAGAUGUAUUUUUGUGUAAUUUUUACAUUGCUCUUUUGAAAUUCAUUCCUGUGUCAAGUCUCAUACCACUCUAACCCUCUCAAUAAAUACACUUUUCUAAUGAAA